Molecule: messenger RNA, 2847 nt
Organism: Symbiodinium pilosum
Lineage: Eukaryota; Dinophyceae; Suessiales; Symbiodiniaceae
Source: the annotation of a GenBank genome assembly
AUGCCCGCUUCAGCGCUGCUGACGCGUGGUCAGCUGGUGGAGAUCUCUGGGCUACAGGCACCAAUCGCGCCAUCAGAUCGCUGGAAGCAAGAUGGCGACAAGGGAGCGCGAGACUUCAAUGGCCAGCAGGGCCAGCUCAUUGACUUCACUGAGCAGACAGGCGAGUGGACCGUCGCUACAUUUUCGGCAGACAUGGUCUCGGUGCCUGAAUCGAACCUCAGGCCUUUGACUGCAGAAGACCUCCAGGAUUGCGAUAUUGCUUUGGGACCUGCGUCAGAUACCGGAGUUAUGGGGGCAGAGCUCACUGACAGCUUGUCACAGAAAGGGUAUGCCCUAUGCAAGCUGUUCAUCGCGCCGGAAGACUUGACGGAGAUGGUAAGCACUGCAGAUAGGUGUGUGGAGGGCGGAGCGUUUUCGCGACUUCCUCCUGAGCUUGAAACAGGCUACUUGGGCAAGGACGGUAAGGGGAAGACUUUGUCCGUUGAUCUGGAGAGCAGCGACACGGCUGACUUCCUUCGGGAGUCGCCGCUGAAGAUCUUCGAAGAUGCAAUAGAAACCGUUGGUACGCUGCUUCGACCUUUCGUAGAAGCCGAGCUUGGCUUUGACAUCUACAGUCGAAGCAGUACAAUGAUGUCACUGCCUUUCAGUGACGACGAGGACCUUUACUCUGCUCCUGAGCUCGAAAACGAAGAAGCUGCUAGCUUCCUCUCCAUGAUGUGGCGAGCAAAAGUCAUGAUCCUGCUCAAUUCAGGGCCUGGUGCCAGCACGUUGGCGCUGACCCCAAAGGCAAUCACAGACCAGGAUCCUGUGGAGCCGCAGCUGACAAUCCUGCCGGGGAUGCUCUGCAUCUUUAGCAUGGACAGGUACAAGUUUGCAUGCAGUUCGGAUGAGAAAGCUCUUUCCCUUUCAGCAUUCUUUCUGGAUGCUCCCCGCGAGUAUGUUAUUGACAACAUCACUGGGGACUUGACAUUCCUAACGGGCUCCAUCAGCGGGCCCUCGCAGCCCAAAACGGAGUCGGUGCCUGUAGUGUCGAUGGGCAUGCGAUACGCCUUUGGCGUAGAUGAACCGUGGAAAACCUGGGUCGCCUAUGCCAAAGCUGGCUGGGACACCAUAACCAGGCAUCCUACUGCAAGGUGGGACCCUGACUUCUACUAUGAUCCUGAUGCAGACCAGACGUCUGGCAAGUCUUACACUUGCCAUGGCGGCUUUUCUGAUGGCAUCGAACUUUUUGACUGUCGCUUCUUCGACAUAUCACCAGCCGAAGCCAGAGGUAUGGAUCCAACGCAGCGCCAGGUUUUGGAGGUUUCGUACAUCUCCUUGCAAGGGGCUGGCUGGUCGAAGAAGAGCUUGCAGGCCAAGCCUGCCAAUAUCGGCGUUUUUGUGGGGCUGGACAAGAAUGAGUGGAACAGUAUACCCAAGGAUAUCUCUGGUGGGUUUGCCGCAUCCAGUGGAGCCAAUGCCAUCACUGCCAAUCGCUUCAACUACUGCAUGAACCUGAAGGGUGCCAGCAUGACAAUCGACACAGCUUGUUCUGCUUCACUGGUCUGUACUCACACAGCUAAGCUGUAUUUGCUUCACAAGCAUUACGACCCUUGCGAGGCAGUGCUCAUCUGCGGCGUCAACCUAAGCUUGAGCCCAUUGACUUAUGUCAGCGGGUGCGGUGCAGGAAUGCACUCCCACCUGGGGCGGUGUUUCACAUACAACUUCUCAGCGGAUGGCUACACCCGGGGGGAGGCAACGGCAUCGACUGCCCUCAAGCUGAAGCCGUUUGAAAGGGAGCAGGGCGAGUACUGCGUCUUGGCAGGAAGUCAGGUCAAUCAGGACGGGCGGAGUGCAUCACUGACUGCUCCUAACGGACCAGCGCAGGAAAGAUGCGCCCAGGCUGUCAUGAAGGAGAUUGGCGUGAAGCCACCAGAGAUAGAUACCACGGAAUGCCACGGUACCGGCACAUCUCUGGGAGAUCCUAUUGAAAUCGGCGCCUACAGGAAGGUCAUGGCUUCAGUGCCAAGGCACGAACCUGUGGUGAUCACUUCGUCCAAAAGCAACAUUGGCCACUGUGAAGGCAGUGCUGGAAUCUCUGGAUUCUUGAAGUGCGUAUUGCUGAGCCUGUAUGGUGAGGCAACACCGAAUUGCCACCUGAACUGUCUCAAUCCGCACUUGGACAUGAGUGGGUUCCCGGGGAUCAUUACAACUGAGAACUUGACAUUUCGCGCGGAGGCCUCUUACAACGGCGUCUUGUCGUUUGGUUUCGGUGGCACCAACGCUUGCGCUACUGUAUGGGGCAUCAAUCAAAUGACGUCGAGAGGAGUUGGCACGAACAAGGACCUUUACAGUCUCUUCAUCAGGAAGAUGCAGGAUGCUCCUCCUCAAGAGGUCACCGUUGUCGGAGAUGACUGGGAGGACUGGGAGAUGGGUGGACCUGACAAGGACGCCAGGUUCAAUGACAUUUUUGAGGUUGAGCUCGAUCCUGAUGGCGUUGUGAGCUACUGGAAAAAGGACAAAGAGGUGCCUGACAUGGGUUGUCCUUAUUUCUUGACCGGCACUUUCAAUGAUUGGAAAUAUGAUGAAAUGGAGGCAGAUGCUAGUGUACCUGGACUCUUCUAUGCAACAAUCCGCAUCACCGCCAAUGUGGAAGAAGAGUUUCAGAUAGUAGCAGACAAAGAGCCCAAGAUGACUUUCCAUCCAUCGAGCAGGACAUCGAUGAAAUCCUCCGCUGUGCGCGGGCCAGAAGAGACAAAGAGGGAAAACUGCUGGUGCAUCAGAGGCAUCAAGGGCGAGAGGUAUCGCGUUGAGUUCUACAGAUCUGACACCGGCGCAGCAACGGUGUCCUGGCUGAGAGAGGCGUAG